UGUAUUCAACUAAGCUCAACAAGUUUCCCAUCUUUAAUUUUGAUGAUGACCUCAAGUACCUGUGUGUCAGUGCUGUGAGCCCCAACAUCACCAAGGCCACCCUCUGUGCUCUCAACGUGUGGAGAUACUGGUGCAUGACCAAAGGACUCAGAGAUUGCACGGACAUCACUAAGAUCUCAGCAGUGAAGCUCAGUGAACUCCUGGAGGACUUUUACAUCACUGUGAAGAAAAUAGAUGGGUCUGACUUUUUAGCCACAUCCCUCCACACUAUCCAAUGAGUCCUGGACUGGAUCCUCAAGAAUGCUGGUGCUGGUUUCUCCAUCUCCAGCAGCACCUUCAGCUCUUCCACCAGAAAGCUCAAGGAGAAGCUUAAGGUCCUGAGCAAGGCUGGGAUGUCUGGUACCCGCUCUUGCAACAUUAUCUACUUCUCCCUUUCUGAUGAGGAAGAGAUGUGGAGGACAGGAUGCCUGGGAGAUGACAGCCCCGUAGCCCUGCUGUCCACAGUGGUGAAAUACAGCAGCCAGUACCUGAACAUGCAAACCUUACAGGAGCAUGUGGACUUAAUGUUUGGUGACAUUGAAUUGCUCAAAGACUCCCAGAACAGGCCAUUUUUUGCCAGAACAGAUAGCAUGAAGCAAGAAAACAGGGUGAACACGAACAGAGUGUGUUACAACCAGAUCUACCAUGAGCAGUCAGAAGGGCACAAGCUUUGCCCGUACUGCCUCCUCUACAAGUACAUGUACGUACACCGGCCGCCAACGCAGAUGGAGGCCAAGUUUCCCUUCUACCUGACAGCCCGGAAGAAGGUGAGCAGCAUAGGGAAUAUCUGGUAUGAAGAGCAGAGGAUGGGGCUCUGCUCCCUCAGGUGUGUCAUCCCCAAGCUGGCAAAGAAAGUAAAGCUGGAGCACUGUGAAAAUUUUACUUUUGUCUCCUUCACUCAGGCUUCCAGGAAGUUUGUCCCUCUUAGCGCCUACCAAUAA
Pelecanus crispus (Dalmatian pelican) is the source of this 980-nucleotide messenger RNA. Lineage: Eukaryota; Metazoa; Chordata; Aves; Pelecaniformes; Pelecanidae. The record is from RefSeq and is a predicted model, not a curated record.